AUGUCUACAACAGCAUCAGCAGCAGUAAAGAUAAUGGACUUCCCAUUGAAAGGUGAGUUCAUGAGAAAGGUAAGUUCAUUCAGAAAUGCCAUUGCCAAAGGUGGUCCAUUCCCCCCAGAGGCCAACCGUUACCAUCUCUACGUCUCACUCGCUUGUCCAUGGGCACAUAGAACAAUCAUUGUUCGUAAACUAAAGGGAUUGGAACAUGCUAUUGGAUUGUCGGUGGUGGACUACUUCUUGGGAGGAGAGGGAUGGCACUUCUCAGAGAGACAAGGCGCUACGUUGGACCCAAUCAACAACUACACUCAUCUCAAGCAGCUCUACUACAAGGCCAACCCACAGUUUGAAGGCCGCUUCACAGUGCCAGUGCUGUGGGACAAGCAAACCUCGACCAUUGUCAACAACGAGUCUUCAGAGAUCAUCCGUAUGUUGAACUCAGAGUUCAACGAUGUCGCCAAGAACCCAUCGCUCGACCUUGCACCCAAAGAGUUGUUGGCCGAGAUCGACGAGAUCAACACAUUUGUCUAUGACAACGUCAACAAUGGAGUCUACAAGUGUGGCUUUGCCGGUGACCAAGAGGCAUACAACGUUGCCUUUGAAAAAUUGUUCUCUGCUUUGGAGAAGUUGGAGGAGAGACUGUCCAAGUCGAGAUGGUUGGUGGGAAAGCAGAUGACAGAGGCCGACAUUAGAUUGUUCACGACAUUGGUCAGAUUCGAUCCAGUUUACUUUGGUCACUUCAAGACAAACAAGAGAAUGAUCAAGGACUAUCCUGCUCUGUCCAACUACCUCCGCGAGAUCUACCAGAACGAGCAGAUCAAGUCCACCGUCGACUUCCAUCACAUCAAGCACCACUACUACGAGUCUCAUCGUAGCAUCAACCCAACUGGCAUCGUUCCAGAGGGUCCAGAGAUGGACUACCUCAACCUUCCACAUAACAGAGCUUCACUCAAUUAA
Molecule: messenger RNA, 954 nt
Organism: Acytostelium subglobosum LB1
Lineage: Eukaryota; Evosea; Eumycetozoa; Acytosteliales; Acytosteliaceae
Exons: 3
Coding region: 1-954 (317 amino acids)
Cellular component (GO): cytoplasm
Molecular function (GO): glutathione transferase activity
Source: RefSeq, a predicted model, not a curated record